This is a messenger RNA of Danaus plexippus (monarch butterfly), 3356 nucleotides long. Its product is annotated as katanin-interacting protein-like. NCBI's taxonomy places the organism in Eukaryota, Metazoa, Arthropoda, Insecta, Lepidoptera, Nymphalidae. The transcript has 15 exons. Bases 277 to 2718 code for a protein of 813 amino acids. The record is from RefSeq and is a predicted model, not a curated record.
CCAAGGUCAAACAAACAAAUAUGUUUCAAAAGUCGCAAGUGAUAAUGCUUAUUAAAUAUAACAAAAAAGUGCAAUACUUUGCUUCUUUGUAAGUUUUUAGAUGUAAAACACUUAACAAUAAAAUAUUUUACAUUUAUUACUUCGUAUAUUCUAAAGGGGUUUAUAGAAAUCCAUUUCAAUGGAUUAAAAUGAUAGCCAAAGUAAUUAUUUAUUUACAAGUUCAAUAACCAGCGCAACGUUAUAUCCUAAAAUAAAAUAUACUCAGAUGGCUCUAAAAUGUCUCACCAACAUGAGUUGGAGUGUUCAGAAAAGGACUUGGCAAUUCCUUAUUGGCUUGAAGACGUAACAAAAGAAAUGAAAGAGACUCAUAUAAGCAGCAGUAGUCGAGAUACUUCAAAAAGUUAUGAAAUACCAAACAAUAUAUUAAUAGGUUCAAAAUUUGAUAACCAGGGUUUAAACCGUAGAACAUCGUUGGACGCAACAAUGGAUAUUUUAAAGUCCCAGAAGCCAGUCGCAUAUUCUGCUGGUACACUACGGGAUAGCAAAAAUAAUGGUCAUUUUCAAAAUAGACGAAAACCGGCUGUGAACCACGACAUCGAUUGGGGGGAUGGAUCGAACGGCGUCUCCAAUGACUUCCUCUCAGAACUGCUCCCACAUUACGUGACACCGAGACAUCAUCACAAAUCUAUGGGGAACUACGGCUUCGAUGACGACUUCCAUGACGUCAUCACUGGCUCACGUUUUCAAGAGAAUAAAAGGAACAGAGGCAAUGUUGAACUUCAAAAACACAGCAAAGGAAACAUUCACAAAGAGACGACCUCAUAUUCAAGUCAGAAUGUCCAUAGUAAAGCUUUUGCCAAUAAACACAAAGCAAAGAAAGCUGCGAGUGACUCAGCUUCAGUUUCCAAUCAAAAUACUCAGAAGGAAAAGGUAAAAAGCGAAUUUGUGAUUCCCUCGCUUCCAAAGGGCAGAUUGUUGGAAAUCAAAAUAUAUUCUAAUUGGGGCGAUAAAUAUUUUGUCGGUCUCAAUGGAGUGGAGUUGUUUGACGCCAACGGCCUGCCGGUGGGCGUUGAAAAGGUGUGGACGGAUUCCGUCACUGGCGAUCAUCGCGGGGCCUCCCGUGUAGUGGACACCGUCUCCAAUUUGGUAGACGGCGUGGUUCGUACCAGGGAUGACAAGCACACGUGGUGCGGCUCAGUUCCUAGAGGGACGCCGCUAGCGAUCAGCAUACUACUCGAUACUACUACGACACUGGCGCUGCUGAGAAUAUGGAACUAUAACAAGUCCCGUAUAUACUCCACGCGUGGUGUUCGCGUGGUUCAAAUUAAACUGGACGAUCAAGUCGUCUUCCACGGGGAGAUAGCUAGGGCAUGUGGAGAGUUGAAAGGACCUCUGUCAUCAUUCGGAGAUACAAUUCUCUUCACGAAGGAUUCAAGUAUUCUCGAAGCAAUACUUGCGAACGACAAAAACUUCCAAGCUCUAUUAAAAGACAACGAACCACUCAAAGAAAGUAACGUGGUCGAGAAACGUCCGCCGACCGCUGAUGGUAACAAGAACAGCGUCAGUUCGCCGAAAUCCGGAGAAAUAGACUUAGAAGGAGAGAUCAAAAUUGUGGCGAAAAGAAUCAAAUUAACUCUAAUGACUAACUGGGGACACAGCAACCUGAUCGGGCUAGCUGGAAUAGAAAUUCUUUGCAACGAAAACGCGAUCAGGGUCCAUCGAGCUUACGCGUACAUGUCGUACAGCGACGAGGACGAAUGUGUCGGGAACUACAUGGACUGCUCGAACCUGUUCAAUGGGAAGAAUAUAACAACCAACUCGGAGGACAUGUGGUGCGCGAGCUUCACGCCCGGCACACAGUGCUGCCACGUGGUGAUGGAAUUACAGGAACCCACGGAAAUAACGGGAAUCCGGGUGUGGAACUACAAUUCCUCUCUACAGAUGUCGUACUGCGGCGUGCGACACUUGUCCCUGGCGGUGGGUUCUCUCGUCAGGCGAGUGUUGCUAAGACGCGCGCCCGGCGACGGAGCUUACGACCACGUGCAAUGCGUCGACUUGUACGGACCGGAUGGUGUGAACGAGGCGUCCUCUAACCCGUCUAUAUCCUGGUUGUAUGGCAACCUCGAGCCGGCAGCUCCCACGGGUUUCGUUCUACAGAUCAGUAUAUUCUCAACAUGGGGUGACCCCUACUAUGUUGGACUGACCGGGGUGGAGUUGUAUGACCCCGACGGAAAUAUGAUUGACGUGACGGAAUCCAAUGUGUGCGCUCAGCCCGCGAGUGUCAAUAUUCUGAAAUGUAUGAGUGGGUCCUGUCGCGACGUCCGUACGCCGGCUCGACUCGUCGACGGACACAACGCGCGAGCCUCGCAAGCCCAUCACUCGUGGCUCGCACCGAUUCUGCCACACACACUCAACAGAGUUUUUUUCGUAUUCGACGUCCCCAUCACUGUAUAUGGAAUGAAGAUUUGGAACUACGGAAAGACGCCCGCGAGAGGUGUUAAGGAAUUCGGCGUCCUGAUGGAUGAUUUGCUCAUAUAUACAGGUUCUUUGGAAAUGUCCCAAGGCGAAGAGUUGAAAGCGCAGUGGAUAUGCUUCCGCGACGUGGACGUUGAGAACCUGUCGCCCAGUUCGAGCGCAUCUCGCAGCACCACGAGUUGUGCCGGCGCCGACCCCGGCGGAAGGCCGCACACCUCCGUCAGACAACAGGAUAGACAAUAAUAUAUUUAUAUAAUAUAGAAUUAUUUAAUACAUUUUCUAACAGCUGACUACCCCUUUAGACAAUGUCUUAAUAUUGACAAGGCUGUACGUAGUUAGGUUAAUAUUCUCUUUUCCCCUAAUAUUAAAAAAAUAAAAUAAAAAGGGUUAAAAUAUUUUUAUAACAAAACAUAAGUUAACGACUAUUUUGUAUUUUAACUUAUUUUAUUUAAAAAACAAAAAGGUUUUGUCUAAUUUAAUUUUUUGUUUCGUACUUGUCGUAUUUCACACUGUCGUAAUUAACGAAAAGUAAUAAUAAUAUUAUAAACUAGCCUUAAUCAUUGUACGUAUAACCAACGGUGUAGCGUUUACGAUAGUUUGGUUAAAAUUCAAGAGAUCGUAGGUCCUGUCAUGAAUUUAAAGCAAGUUGUAGAUUGCACUCAAGCCAAAUAUACAACAAUUUUCCCGCUGUUUUGCAUCUGUUACUUGUUAUUUGAUUGUUAGACUUGAAUUGUAAGUUUAAAGCCCAAGUACUUUAUUACUUUGUGUAAAAUAUAUUCGUCGAGUAGAUGUUCUUUGUAAAAUGAUUGAUGUGUUUAUGCUGUGUGAAGUGUCCCAUGUCGAAUGCAAUUUUUAACCAAAUAUAUGCGUUUUAGAAUAUA